AACGAGGAACUCAUGGCGAUGAAAUGAGAAGCAGAGGGUAUAGGCCUUAGUGAAGGGCAAAAGUGUACACAUCCAUCUGUUUAAGAUUGACUCUUUUGGGAUCUGGGGCUAGUUAUCUUUGGAUUUGUAUGCAGUGGGGAAGCAAGAUUUCUAAUCAUUUCUCUGGAAAGCUCUGACAUCAAACCCUUGAUCCUUGAUUUUUUUAUCUCUUUUCUGAGUAAAUUUCAUCUCCCCAACCCUACUUGUCUUCACUGCAACUUUGAAGAUAAGUAUUGGGGAAAAGAAUAAAAGAAAAAAAAAAGCAGUUGAAAUUAGGGGCAGUAGUGAAGGGAAUGGGGGUUAGGAGAAUGAGAGUCAGGGUCAGAGGGCAGGUGUGAUUGACUCUGUCCUUUUUCAGUUAAUGUAUAAUGAGACAGGGGGAGAAAACAACCCAGAGCCCAGAAUGGCCCUCCUGGUUGCUGAUCAAUGAGCAUACCCUUCCCCCAAUAAAAACAAAUUCAGAAAACAGCCUCUGCCCUUCCUCUCUCAGUUGGAGAGCUCUGGCAGGAAAAGACACAAGAGGCUCCUGCUAGGAUAAGGGUUGAAUAUACCUGGUCAUCUGACUGCCUUAUCAGUUCAAGGCAGUGGUCAGCCAAUAUUGAAUUAGCAGGGGCCAUAGAAUACCUAUGGCCAAGGUCCUGGCCCUUGUCCCAGCCCUAAUUAAGGGGAGGGGGGGUUACAUUCCUAGGUCCAAAGCAUUUCAGUAGAAUUAGCUAACUAGAUACCAGAAGCAUUUGUAUCUUCCGCCCUAUUGCCCUCAAAGUUUGCUCCCUAGGUAUGUGGAACAUUCCUGAAAGAUGGGAGGGAGUGGUGGGAGCUAGUGAGGAAGGUAGGGAACAAAGGCUAAAAAAUUUUAUUCCGUUUUCAAUUAUUCCCCAGUAGAGCUCAUAGUUCUUGAGUGUAGUCUAUUGCUUGCCCCUGGCCCUAAGGCAGAGCACAUUUGUGGUCUGGAAACUUAUUCCUAGGUUUUAUUUGUUCACCCUGCCUGAAAACUCAAAGAAAGAAGGAUUAACAAUAGAGGUACCUGUUUUUGUUGUUAUUUUGGGGGACGUGUACCAGGGGCGCUUAACUACUGAACCACAUUCCCAGCCCUUUUUUGUGUUUUAUUUAGAUACAGGCCUCACUGAGUUGCUUAGGGCUUCACUAAGUUUCUGAGCUGGUUUUGAAUUUGCGAUCCUCCUGCCUCAGACUCCCAAGCCGCUGGGCUUAGAUGGUAUUUUAAGGAAUAGUUCUGCCCAGAGCCUGCUCCUCUACCCCAAACGUUUUGUCACACACCCAUUUCCUUUCUACCGAGAGCGGACACUCCUGAGAGGUGUAGACCUCUAGAAGAUGAGGGGGUUUGUGUCUGGGGAAGAGCUGUGCUUAUGUGUCAUUUAGAGGCGGGCUGUGGAGGGCUGUGGAUUCAAUGGGGAUGUGGGGCAUGAUAUGAACUAGGUUCGAAAGAAGUCUUCAGGGACAUUCCUUCAUCAUUCAUCACUAAACACAAAAUCUGAGUUGGGUGUGGUGGCGCACGUUUGUAAUCACAGCUACUCCAGAGGCUAAGAUUGGAGGAUCACAAGUUCAGCUUCGGCAACUAAUCGAGUCCUAUCUCAAAAAAAGUAAAAAAAAAAAAAAAAAGGUUGGGGAUGUAGUUCAGUGGUAGAGCUCCCGGGGGUUCAAUCCCCAGUACCAAAAAUAAAACAGCCUCCAGGCUGUAGUUUCACUUUUUUCGUGGCUGGUGCAAGGAGUUUCAGUGACCCAAGCGACAAGAUACUCCCUCUAGUGGUUUGAACGUUCACAGGUUUAUCUCGACCUUGGAGAGGCAGGGCAAUCUAAGGCCUUCUGCAGAAGUCUAAGGAACCACCAAUCAAAUCCCGCUGGCCUCUGCCCCGCCAGGGUGAAGCUCUCCCGCUAACAUGCCUGCCACUCUUUUGCUUCCUUCUUUCUCAUUGGCGACUAGGAGAUUGAAGUGCCUUUUUUCCCACCCAUUGGGCGGGACCGAAUUUGGAGAGGGUUGGGUCUUAGGUAGUUUCCUUUGCCCGGUUCCAAGAUGGCGCUCAUGGCCACUUCGGAAAUGCAACGUGAAGCCGAAGCUUUGCCAUUAACCAAGAUGGCUGCCCCCAUCAAGAUGACCGGGGUGUGCCGGGGGGAAAGGGACCGCAGGAUGGUCUGAGAUGGUAAGGGCUACUGUUCUAUUGCGGGCCUGUCCUCAGGGCGUGGGAAUGAAGAUUAGAAAGACUAGGAAUCCAGGACUAGCAUUCGAUCAUGUGGAAGUUUCUGAGACUGGGGAGCCUGAUGAUGGGGGGUGGGGCCCGUGGGGGGUAGAGGAAGCCAGAAUCCUUUCCCAGGCUAACCCGGGCCCCUCCCUGUCCUCUGGACUAAAAUGGGUAAUACUUUGGGCCUGGCACCGAUGGGGAGUUUGCCCCGCCGGAGCCCCCGCCGAGAGGAACCUCUACCCAACCCUGGGAGCUUCGAUGAGCUGCACCGGCUAUGCAAAGGUGGCUCACACUGUGCACAUGAGUGCCCUGGGCUUGCCUGGCUAUCACCUCCAUGCAGCCUAUGCAGGGGAUUGGCAGCUCAGCCCCACAGAGGUGUUCCCCACUGUGGUAGGGGAUAUGGACAGCAGUGGAAGUCUCAACGCCCAGGUCCUACUUCUGUUGGCAGAGCGGCUCCGAGCUAAGGCUGUCUUCCAGACACAACAGGCCAAGUUCCUGACAUGGCAGUUUGAUGGCGAGUAUCGAGGAGAUGACUACACAGCCACUCUGACCCUAGGAAAUCCUGACCUGAUUGGGGAAUCGGUGAUCAUGGUCGCUCACUUUCUGCAGAGCCUCACUCAUCGACUGGUGCUAGGAGGAGAGCUAGUUUAUCACCGGCGGCCGGGCGAAGAGGGGGCCAUCUUGACUCUGGCUGGGAAGUACUCGGCUGUACACUGGGUAGCUACAUUGAAUGUGGGAUCUGGCGGGGCCCAUGCAAGCUAUUACCACAGGGCAAAUGAACAGGUUCAGGUUGGAGUGGAGUUUGAGGCAAACACAAGGCUACAAGACACAACCUUCUCCUUUGGUUACCACCUGACUUUGCCCCAGGCCAACAUGGUGUUUAGAGGCUUGGUGGAUAGUAACUGGUGUGUAGGUGCUGUGCUGGAGAAGAAGAUGCCCCCGCUGCCCGUCACCUUGGCCCUUGGAGCCUUCCUUAAUCAUUGGCGCAACAGAUUCCAUUGUGGCUUCAGCAUCACUGUGGGCUGAGGUUGUCCCAGAGUCAGCCCCCACAGCUGGAACCUGAGUCAGGUGUCCUAGGGCCAGAGACAAGGCUCCUCUCCAGAGCCCACCUCGAUGGGUGACCUCUAGGUCCUAGGAGCAGAGUGGGGAACAGGACCAUACCCUUCUCAAAACUGGCGCUGCCACUGGGUCAGCUGAUAAGGCAGUGGUUUGAGGCUCCCACUUCUGCCACCAGCCCCAGUAUCAUCUUCCCCACGCUCUUGUUGCUCUGGACUAAGGGAGAAGGAUUAAGGAAUAUGUCUGGUUGAACUCCCCCCUUCAUUUCCAUCUUUGUUUUCCUCUGGAUUAAAGCCCCUAGCUCCUUCCUCUCCAGAGCAGAAAAGACUGCAUGGGAUUAGCUUCCCCAUCCUGUUUUCCCAUCCCAGAGGCUGAGAAAGUAGGGCUGAAGGGCUAAAUUUUGGGCAUUGAAAAAUGGGACCUACCCAUUCCCAGAAGUUUUACCUCUUAGCCUGAGGCUUCCUCUUCUUCAUCUUCUAUGCAUCCAAAGGACAACCUUAUCCCCACGGUCACCCCUAAGUACCCCAAUGAUCGCAUGAAGAGGCAUUUAUUGCUUUAGUCUUUCAUUACAAUCACUGAACUCCCUUUCUCCUCGUCCUAGCAAUUUCCCCUUUCCAGUCCAGUGUGUCCCAAGUGGGCUGGGGAAGGAGGCCAGGGUGGGGCUCAGCUGCAGAUCUCCUGGAGCAGUGGCAUCAUAGCAGAUAGUCCCUGUAUGCGCUGGAUUUGGUACCAGUAUGCGUUGUUAAUACUCCGGAGUUCAACCAACAGGCCCAGCAACUUUGCAUAUAGAAACCUUUGAAGGAAGUAGUGGGGUUACCAGGGAAGAGGAAGGAAAUAAGACAGCUAGAAGUCUUGUCCUGAGGCCCUGACCCACUGAAUUGACCCUCAGUGAAGCUAAGUCUGAAAUUUAGAGAAAAUCAUGCUCUGAUAUGAAAAUCUGUCAAAUGUUGAAAAGUC
Molecule: messenger RNA, 4247 nt
Organism: Marmota monax (woodchuck)
Lineage: Eukaryota; Metazoa; Chordata; Mammalia; Rodentia; Sciuridae
Gene: Tomm40l
Product: translocase of outer mitochondrial membrane 40 like
Exons: 9
Coding region: 2193-3260 (355 amino acids)
Biological process (GO): protein import into mitochondrial matrix
Cellular component (GO): mitochondrial outer membrane translocase complex; mitochondrial outer membrane
Molecular function (GO): transmembrane protein transporter activity
Source: RefSeq, a predicted model, not a curated record